AUGGCGCCCGUGUCGCAAGAGAUGAGCCGCGAUCGUCGUGCUUUUGUCCAUGGACAACUGAUCAGAGGGAAAACAAAUGGCGACGAUGCUGUUUACGCAAGUGAUUAUUUCAUUUGUGCCAACGACGGCGUGGGAGCGUGGGCUACGAGGCCCAGAGGGCACGCUGGGCUCUGGUCGAGACUUGUUUCGCAUUUCUGGUCCUCCGCGAUCGAAGAAGAACUGGUUGCAUUAGAAAAAUCACAGGAACCCAAUCCGAUUGCCAGUUUACAGAGCGCAUACGAACGAACUCUUGCUGCGACGACCGAACAUGACUGUUUAGGCACAACAACAGUCUGCGGUGCGCAAUUAUACUAUAAGAACUGCGCCGAGAACGAAGCGCAAGCUUCGCCAGUCUUGUAUGUAACUAAUCUGGGAGACUGCCAGGUCAUGGUUCUCCGACCCAGCACACAAAAGGUCAUUUACAAAACUGUGGAGCAAUGGCAUUGGUUUGACUGCCCACGACAGCUUGGAACGAAUAGCCCGGACACGCCCAACGGCAAUGCAGUCACGGAGAAGAUUGACUUGGAAGUCGGCGAUGUUGUGCUUGCAAUGAGCGACGGCGUUAUCGAUAACCUCUGGGAGCAUGAGAUCGUUGCGAGCAUCCUUAAAAGCAUCAAAGAGUGGGAAUCUGGAAAGCACCCAGAAGCUCACAAGGGCGAUCUGACGGGUGGUCGUAAUGGUGGAAUGAGGGCAGCUGCUCAGGACCUCAUUGAAGCAGCAAAAGAAAUCGCCCUAGAUCCCUUUGCUGAGAGUCCAUUCAUGGAACGUGCGAUUGAGGAAGGUCUAGCGAGUGAAGGCGGAAAACUUGACGACAUCAGUGUUGUCGCUGCUCUCUGCGUGAAAAAUGAGGGCUGA
Molecule: messenger RNA, 894 nt
Organism: Fusarium coffeatum
Lineage: Eukaryota; Fungi; Ascomycota; Sordariomycetes; Hypocreales; Nectriaceae
Exons: 4
Coding region: 1-894 (297 amino acids)
Source: RefSeq, a predicted model, not a curated record